Coregonus sp. 'balchen' is the source of this 3590-nucleotide messenger RNA. NCBI's taxonomy places the organism in Eukaryota, Metazoa, Chordata, Actinopteri, Salmoniformes, Salmonidae. The record is from the annotation of a GenBank genome assembly.
UGAUUGUGUUUAGGCCUAUUUGCAUCAUUUGCUGACACCAGUAACAUUGUCAUUGUGGCAUUGUCUCUUUAAUUCUAAAAACAGGUCAAGUAAAAAAAGAACGUAACGUGACACUAACAAGCACGUUCUCUGUGGCUGUUCCAGUUUGUUGACAUAACGAUUCGUCCUUGUGUUGUGUAACGUUAUGCUAUGAACGACGAGGACUGACGGAGAAAGUAAAAACAUCGCGAAACUGACCAUUUAUUGGUAAAGCAUGUCUGUAAAACAUGCCAUCAACCGUGGGGUGGAGUUGGGACGAUCGGUUAUCCAGCUAGGUCUCCUCAAACCUGCUGGUCGACUUGCAGCAAAGUUCCGAGGUGAGCGUCUUCGUGUAGGCCAACUGGGCCGAACCGUUCAGCCUCAGACUUUCCUGCCAGUUCGGUACCGAUAUUUCCGCAUGUCGUUGGGGGGUCUUGCAGCGCAGCUGCAGUCCGGUGGUUUCAGGAGGUUUGGGGGCAGCGGCUCGCCAAGAAACAGAGUAGUGUUUUUGGCUUUCGGUUUCGGUGUGGGGUUGAUCGAACAACAGCUCGAGGAUGAUCGAAGGAGUGCUGCGACAUGCCAGGAAAUCCAGGUAAACAACAUGGAUGUUGACAACAAAUUGAUAUACAAGUGCUAGCUAUCUACAAUGUAAAAUAUUUUAUUGAUUUGUUGAAAAAAUGCCCUUUUGUGAGUCGUCACUUUUUAUCUUUAGUCUGGACAGGAAUAUCUCAUUUAAAUAUGACAUUUAGUAAAAUAAAAUAAUAAUAAUUACAUAUCUAAUAAUAUUUUAAUAACGUUGUUAAUAAAAAUGUGUUAUUUCAUCUAAAAGGCCUACAUUUUACCUCUUCUCUAAAGGCUGUGUUUACCAAGAAGAAGUACCCCAGUCCUCUCAAGUCCUUUGCCUCGGGAUACAAGCUGGAGGACUACCUUAUUGGGAAGCAGAUAGGGAAAGGCUCCAACGCUGCAGUGUAUGAAGCUGCGGCUCCAUUCGCUGUGCCCAGGGACAGGGAGAGUGACCAGUGUUCCCUGGUGAAGCUAAAGGACCAGCCCAGUGAAGAUGAAGGAGAGGUGGUCACUGGGUCUCUGAGGAGCCCCUCCGGCUCCCUGGGCAUCUAUCCUCUAGCUGUCAAGAUGAUGUGGAACUUUGGGGUUGGUGUCUGUCAAGAUAAUGCCAUUUUUCCAGAAGUGUGCACUUGUUCACUUUCCUUCAUGGAUUUAAAGUGAGAGGACUGGUAUAAGACAUUUGGUGGAAACCAUCUAGCCCUUUCUUACACCAAUCUACACUUCAGAAAAAAUGACAGAUUAUUGGGGCACAGGGAGAGUGUGAUUGUUACUUUUGGUUUUUAAAUAUUACUAUAGAAUAUAGGCUAUGUUCAGCAUGCAAUUGGCAUAGUAAUAAGACUGUCUUUCCUGCAGGCUGGUUCAUCAAGCGAGGCUAUUCUGAGAUCCAUGUCCCAGGAGCUGGUCCCUGCAGGCCCUCUCGCCAUGAAACAGGAAAAAGAGGAACAGAUUGCACUAAACGGGUUAGUAUCAGCAAUCAGUCACUGCAUCAACUUACUUUCAAUAGACACAGAAUAGCCCAACAUAUUUUGAGAGUGUUUUGCCAUGCAUCAAAAGAGUGCAUUUCAAGUUUUAUUUCCAUUGGUCUGUUUUGCAGGUAUUUUGGGGAAGUGCCCAAGAGGGUUUCUGCCCACCCCAACGUGAUCAGGGUGUUCCGGGCGUUCACAGCAGAUGUACCCCUUCUACCCGGUGCCUAUGAGGAGUACCCUGAUGUCCUGCCAGCCAGACUCAACCCUGAGGGCCUGGGCAACAACCGUACUCUGUUCCUGGUCAUGAAGAAGUAAGGAUAAUUCUCCCACAUCCAUCCUCCAGCUGUAUCUCAGUGUCCCAGCCCCAGAUUAAGUCAACUCUUGGACUAAAAAUCAAUUGUUUUUUACCGGACCGGACCAUUUUGUGUGCAGAUUUGUCCAUCCCAGUAGUUAUAUAUUCACCCAACCUAGUGUAUACUGAUCUUUCCUCCCCCUGUUUCCAUAGUUACCCAUGCACCCUGCGUCAGUACCUGGAGGUGAAUGUGCCCAGCAGGAGAGAGGGCUCUCUGAUGGUGAUGCAGCUGCUAGAGGGGGUCGACCACCUGUACAGACAGGGCAUCGCUCACAGGGACCUUAAGUCAGACAACGUGCUCCUGGAGUUUGACUCAGGUCAGAGAGAGAGAGAGCAACAGGGCAAGCUCAGGCAUGGUAUACUGAGUGUCAUUAAGCUUUGCCAUGUUUUUUAAAAGUUAAAUAUGAGAUUAAUUUACAAAAGACAUGGUUAGAAUUCUGUCUUGAUGUUUUUGCUCUCUCCAAACUCAAAUGAAGAUAUUACCUGUGAUACUAAUUAAUUCAUUAAUAAUGCUUAUCGUAUUAGUUUUAAUCGAAUAAUCCUAUUGACAUUUGGCAUCUCUAUUGUGCAGAGGGCUGCCCCCGCCUGGUGAUCACAGACUUCGGCUGCUGCUUGGCUCAGAGUGACUCUAGUCUCCAGCUACCCUUCAACACUAUGUGGGUGAACAGAGGAGGUAACUCCUGCCUGAUGGCACCUGAGGUAAGCUCCUAUCAUCAGAGAAAUAGAAAACCACAAUCAAGAUUCAUACAAGCUUUUUUUGGAAAUAAAAGUUAAAAUACACAGUCUCUUGUGACAGACGGUUAACAUAAAUGGAAACAUUUUCUGGAUUCUGGGAUUAAAAUACACCUCUAUCUCUCUAUAGGUUGUCACUGCAGUUCCUGGGCAGGGUGUGGUCAUCGAUUACAGCAAGGCAGAUGCAUGGGCUGUCGGGGCCAUUUCUUAUGAGAUAUUUGGCCAGGCCAACCCAUUCUAUGGAGCAGGUGGACUGGACAGCAGGAGUUUCCAGGAGAUCCAGCUCCCUGCCCUGCCUGCCAGUGUCUCAGCUGACAUGCAACUAGUCGUCAAGCUGCUUCUGCGUAGGAACCCCAAUACGGUACAGAGUCUAAUAAGGAAUUUUAUUAGAUUAUAUUGCCCUUCACUUCACUGAAGGGUAUGUUAACAAUGAUUUUCUAAUUUCUCAGGGCUUCUCAGAGAGUAUUUGUGAGAUAAACAAGAUAAAGUUGUUCAUUAUGCAGUACUCAUUCACUACGUAAGGGCUUGGUGAUUAGUAUUGGAAGUCAUUAUGUACACUGUCAGAGAAUCCCAUGCUCCUAUUGUUGUUUCUCUGCAGCGCCCCAGUGCCCGAGUUGCUGCCAACAUGCUGCAUCUGAGCCUCUGGGGAAGGCGUGCCCUUGCCAAUCAGGACAGCGCUGGCAUGAAGAAGCUAGCUGAUUGGCUGCUGUGCCAGUCUGCCGUGGUGCUCCUGAGGGGCUGCAGCCCCAGUGGGAGCUCGGUGGAGGCGGACCUACAGAGGUGCUUCCUGUCUAACCUGGACCUGGAAGACCUCCGAUUGGCUGUCAGCUUCCUCAUGUACGGACGAGAACAGGGCAGUGCCAGCAUCAUGUCUCUUUAGGUCCUCUCAGAGUCUAACCCAGAGACAUAUACACUACCGUUCAAAAGUUUGGGGUCACUUAGAAAUUUCCUUGUUUUCC